GGCAGCAAGUUCAAGGCUAUCACGCCAAAGCUCUUGUCUGGUUUCAUCGCCGAGUCACAAGCGUUAGGCGGAACAUUAGUUGAUCAUUUCUGGAUCGUGGUUGGGCAAUGUCAUCCCCAGCUUGAGGAAAAUAGUGCGUCGAGAUCCUCUCCGUGGGCAUUCUCUACUCAUCCCUUCUCAACCGAAGGGGUCGAUCGAGAAACAAUCAACUUCUCUCCAAUAUAUCAGAUGGGCGCAGAACUUUUCACCCAUCUUUGCAUUGCUUGUAGUCGUCGUAAAUCUGGGAGCAGGACACCCCCUUCGAUUAACGAUUUCAUCGCAAAGGAUACGGACGAACUCCUACAGAUGGCUGCCUCAGAAGGGCUCGGGACUGGGAAGCACGCUGCUCUAAAAGCUCUGAUAUUCAAACGUGACGGCCAGUCAUGUCCAUUGACUGGCGUGCCUUUCAACACUAAGUAUAGUGUUAAGCCAAUUUUGGCCCAUAUAAUUCCUAACUCAGUCCAUAACAAGCCUGAUACUAUCAAGUGCAUUGGCAUGCUCGCCGGGGCAGCUGUCCGUGACCUUGUUCUGGGACAAUUGAAUGGCCUAGGCAACCUUAUCCAUGUCCAAUCAGAUGCGCAAACUGCGUAUGGUGACAUUUACUGGGGAAUUGAGGCCCGCAACGAGAACGGAAUGAUUAAAUACAUCUAUAGGAGAGUUCCCUAUGAGACUGAGGAGGGGCCCGGAAUCAUUCGCCUUUGUGGUGGGGAUCAGAUUGUCUUUGGAGGGGGCCCUGAGGCAGCACGACUUGGACCAGGCCCCAACCCGUUACUUUGUAACCUCCGGCUUGCUGUGGCUCGGGUCUUGAGGAUGAGUGGCGCUGCGGACAUUAUUGCACAGAUGAUAGAUGAUGGAGAUGACACAGAUUUCCCUCACGUUUACGUUGCGUCGCCAGCAUUUUGUAACAUUCUUGCUGCUCAACUCCAACUUGCAGGAGGGGUUCUUUUGUAG
Cantharellus anzutake is the source of this 990-nucleotide messenger RNA. RefSeq lists its product as uncharacterized. The record is from RefSeq and is a predicted model, not a curated record. The annotation marks the transcript as partial. NCBI's taxonomy places the organism in Eukaryota, Fungi, Basidiomycota, Agaricomycetes, Cantharellales, Hydnaceae. The transcript is spliced from 6 exons.